GUGUAAUAGUGUAUGUCACAAAACAUUGUCCUAUAGUUAAAUUAAAACUUUCACCAGCUAAGGCAUUGGAGAGAAAAUCAUUGAACAUGUAUUAUGUCCCGUUUUUGUUGCUUCCAUUUCUUCUCACCCAAUUCUGCAUUUCCAUUGACACUAUAGGCCCGAACCAUUCUAUCAGAGACGGCCACGGCGACAUAUUAGUCUCCAAUGGAGAAAGAUUUGCGCUUGGGUUCUUCAGUCCCAGCAAUUCUAGCAAACGAUACAUCGGAAUUUGGUACAACAAAGUUCCAGAACAAACUGUAGUUUGGGUUGCAAACAGAGACGAUCCGAUCAAUGAUACAUCUGGAGUUUUGUCCAUAGACAAAAUCGGAAACCUCGUUAUACACAAUGGAAAUGAUAGCGUCCCCCUCUGGUCAACGAAUGUCUCGGUGGCAGCUCCGGCGAACGCUUGUUCAGCUCAAUUGUUGGAUUCAGGAAAUUUGGUUUUGCUUCAGGGUGCUGACAAAAGGGUUGUUGCAUGGCAAGGCUUUGAUCACCCUACAGAUACUUUGCUUCCUUUAAUGAAAAUUGGGGUGGAUCGGAGGACUGGUCUGAACCGGUUCCUAGCGGCUUGGAAGUCACCCAAUGACCCGGGAACUGGGGAAUGUUCGUUCAAGAUGAACCUUAAUGGUUUCCCACAGUUUUUCUUGUACAAGGGUUCAGUCCGGUUAUGGCGAACCGGACCAUGGAAUGGGCUUAGAUGGACUGGUGUCCCGGAGAUGACACCUAAUUUCAUCUUUAACAUCAGCUACAUUGACAAUCAGGAUGAGGUCUCCGUGAUGUACAGUAUACGUAAUGCCUCAAUUUUUUCAAGAUUGAUGGUGAACGAGUCUGGGACUGUUGAAAGGCUCACUUGGCAUGAGGGAGACCGUAAAUGGGUCGGAUUCUGGUCCGCCCCGAAAGACCGAUGCGAUGAUUAUGAUUUUUGCGGUGCAUAUGGUGACUGUUACCCACAUGAUGCUGGGGAUUUCGAGUGCACAUGCUUACCCGGUUUUGAGCCUAAGUUGCCACGUGAUUGGUACUUGAGGGACGGGUCGGGUGGAUGCGUGAGAAAGCGAGACGCGUGUGGAAAUGGAGAGGGGUUUGUGAAGUUGACACGUACUAAGAUUCCGAACACUUCUGGGGCACGUGUGAAUAUGAGUUUGAACUUGAAGGCGUGUGAGGAGUUGUGCUUGAAGAACUGUUCUUGCAGUGGUUACACAAGUGCAGACAUACGUGGAGGGACUGGUUGUGUCACUUGGCACGGUGAAUUGGUGGACACAAGAGAGUAUUCAAGUGGGGGCCAGGAUUUAUACAUACGCGUUGAUGCAGUUGAGUUAGCUCAAUAUUCCAAGUCAAAUGGCAAUCAUGGCAAGAAGGUGAUGGUGGCAAUUCUAGUAGUCUCCGUUGCUGUAGUGUUAUUUCUUGUAACCUUCUUAGCAUAUUAUUGUUUGGUGAUGAAGAAGAGAAAAGUGACAGGAAAAAGAGGAAUGGACAACUUGUUAUUUAGUCCAGCGUCGCCAUUGCCUGACUCUUCAAGGGGAAAUGAGCUCGCUGAAAGUGAAACAAGUACAGAUUUACCCUUCUUUGAUCUAAGCACCAUAGUUGCUGCCACCGACAAUUUCUCUUCCGCUAACAAGCUAGGACAAGGUGGUUUUGGCACAGUUUAUAAGGGUCUGCUAAAUGAUGGACGAGAAAUUGCAGUGAAAAGACUGUCAAAAAAUUCGGGGCAAGGGGUGGAAGAAUUUAAGAAUGAAGUCACUCUGAUUGCAAAACUUCAGCAUAGGAAUCUUGUUAGACUUCUAGGAUGCUGCAUUCAACAAGAGGAGAAAAUGCUAAUCUAUGAAUACUUGCCAAACAAAGGCUUGGACUCUUUUAUCUUUGAUAAAGUUAGAGGCUCAUUUUUGGACUGGGAAAAACGAUUUGAUAUCAUUCUAGGAAUUGCUCGAGGAAUGUUAUAUCUUCAUCAAGAUUCGAGAUUUCGAAUCGUCCACAGGGAUUUAAAAGCCAGUAACAUUUUACUCGAUGCUGCUAUGAACCCAAAAAUAUCAGAUUUUGGAAUGGCUAGAAUUUUUGGAGGGGACCAGAUUGAAGCAAACACGGUUAGGGUAGUUGGAACAUAUGGUUACAUGUCACCGGAGUAUGCAAUGGAGGGAUUAUUUUCAAUAAAAUCCGAUGUUUUCAGUUUUGGAGUUUUGCUGUUGGAGAUCAUUUCUGGCAGGAAAAACAGUAGUUAUUAUCAAGAUAACUCUGUUAAUUUAAUUGGGCAUGUUUGGGACCUUUGGAAAAAAGGAGAAGACUUGGACAUGGUUGAUUCAUCGUUAGGUGAUUCGUAUCAAGCCCAUCGAGUUCAGAGAUGCAUUCACAUUGCGCUUUUGUGUGUGCAAGAAAAUGCCAGUGAUCGGCCAACCAUGUCGGCAGUUGUUAUCAUGCUGUCGAAUGGAACAGUUCUUCCUCCUCCGAAACAGCCUGCGUUUAUUUUUAAAUCUAAUACUGGUCCUGCGGACUCAUCAUCAGCUAGUGUUGGAGCUUAUUCCGUAAAUGAUAUUACAGUUACUAUGGUUGGACCUCGCUAAAGGCUUUAGCUAUCACAGAUUAUAUCUUGGUCUGCCAUUACAAUUACAACUAGUGGUAUGCUGACUAACUCAGUGUCUCGGAUGGUAGGUAUUGUAUCUAUUUGUUUUAUAAUAGUAAUAAUUUCAUGGGUAUUUCGUGUAUUUGCUUACAACUGACUAUCCUCGUGUAAGUUGAAGCAAACUCUUUGUUAUUCCAUUGAGAUACAUAAUUUCUUAUUCUUGGAA
Molecule: messenger RNA, 2816 nt
Organism: Cornus florida
Lineage: Eukaryota; Viridiplantae; Streptophyta; Magnoliopsida; Cornales; Cornaceae
Product: G-type lectin S-receptor-like serine/threonine-protein kinase At1g11410
Exons: 7
Coding region: 87-2591 (834 amino acids)
Biological process (GO): recognition of pollen; protein phosphorylation
Molecular function (GO): ATP binding; protein serine/threonine kinase activity
Source: RefSeq, a predicted model, not a curated record